Xiphophorus hellerii (green swordtail) is the source of this 7358-nucleotide messenger RNA. It is a transcript of the gene dnaaf9, whose product is annotated as dynein axonemal assembly factor 9. The coding region runs from base 119 to 3544 and encodes 1141 amino acids. The record is from RefSeq and is a predicted model, not a curated record. The transcript has 37 exons. Lineage: Eukaryota; Metazoa; Chordata; Actinopteri; Cyprinodontiformes; Poeciliidae.
CCAUCUUGUGUCGACUUUCUCCAGGGUGAUGGAGAGAAAUAUGUAUUAAGUCGGCCUGAAAACGUUCAAACCCAACAGUGUUCGCUUGAUUUUUUGUGCUCUGUGACAAGGCACAGCUAUGGCCGGUAUACGCAGAGUAAACGGGAAAUUGUCUGGAGUUAACCCCGCUGUCAGUUGCUCUCGCCUGCGUCAGGUUCAAGCCCUGCUCUGCGAAGGAGGCUCCGUCACCCCGGAUGGCAUUUUGUGUUCUCUCGGAAUAGACAGUAGAUAUAAUGAGGGAUGCACAGAGCUGGCAAAAUACCUUUUCUAUGGGCUGUAUGAACGGAACCAGCCAAACCUGGAGCAUGUCUUUGAUGACGUUCCUGAGGAAAUGCUGGACGACGUGAUCCUAUUGAUAAAGGCAGAGUGCGUCCAUCUCUACUGCAACCCGCUGAACUACAGUUACCUGUUGCCUUAUGUGUCACACUGGAGGAACCUGCAGCUCUACUGCAUGACAGAGGCUGAGUAUGAAGACGAAGAAGCAGCGGAAGAAUUCAAAAUCUCCAGCUUUGUCACGAUGGUGCAGGACUGCCAGCACAUUGGAGUUGCAUACAGCUCCCAGGGGCACAUCCAGAAGUUUGAUGUGUUCAUGGUGGAAAAGUGGCCCCUGAUUCAAGCGUUCGCCCUUGAAGGGAUAGGCGGUGGGAGCUUUUUUACCAUCAAAUACAAGAUUGUGGAUAUGAGUGAGAAGCUAUGGCAGGUUUACACCAGACUCGACCCAGUGUCCCUGGAUAAUCUCUUAACAGAGGACCUGGGAAUCUUUGAGAAGCAGUGGAGCAACUUCUUCUCCCGCAUCGACCUGGAGAGUCAUCUCUCCAUCUUGGAUCUGUCUGAGGCACAGGCAGGAGAGGCUUUCCGUACUUUCUACUGUCACGGGCUGAUUUCAAACAACAUCUCAGAUAAAAGUAAAAGUCGGCAGCCCUUCGUGCUGUUUGGAAAGCACUCCACCUCUGAGGACCUGGAGAACAUUUCCUUCAACUUUCCCUCAGAGAGUCAUCAGGUCCGCAACACGGGGCCUCAGGGUUCUGCUGCCAGACACAUGAUUCUACAGUGUGUGGCCCCCAAGGGCCCUUUGUCCUGUUCAAGAACAUAUUUCUUUGGGACUACUCAUACCCCGUAUCUUGGGAUUCAGAUGCCAGAGCAAAAGAAAACCGAAGUCUUAGUAGCAUCACAGAUUUACUCUGCUGUGGUUCAAGGAGUCUUCUCUGGAAUAAAAUGCUACUCCAGUACUUCCAGUUUUACCGAGGCUAAAGAUGAUGCGGUGAACUCGUUUCUCCUGGCGUUGGACUCGAUGGAUUUAGGCCACUAUCGCUCUCAUCUCAGGUCAAAAUGUGAAUUCAGCAUUCAAGCCACAAAUAAUCGAGGAGUUGUAAUUCCUCUGACUGACGAAGGCAGCCGUUACCUAGUCAAAACGGCUUCCCUGAUCGUCAGAGACAUCCCAGACCUGCAGGAGAACAGGGGAGAGUUUGGCACCGUGCUCUACUCUGAAUCUUUUCUGGAGUCCAGCAUCAACAUUCAGCAGAGAGAUGGCACUGUGUCCUCAGACAGCUGCUACGCCAUCCUGACUGCAAAUGUUCCCCGCUACGCCUGCUGGCUGAUGGAAUCUGACGUCAAGCAGUCAGAACAAGCCCUGCAUCUCGCUAUGAAAGAGGGUGGCAGUUAUCUGGGAGCUUCUCUGACUGAAGCAGAUGCUGCUUAUGUGUUCUCCGGUGGCCAGCUCUGCUCACCUGAGGAAGGUAAAAUCAGGUUUUUCUCUGAGGGACUCCUGUUCUUCCACUCUCAAUUUGGGUGCAUCACUCUCUCGAAGGAUCACAUUCGUAAAAUCAUCUUUUAUCUCCCGGACUCCUGCAGUGUGGGCUCUCUGUUUGUAGAGUACGAGAGCAGCCUGUUCCCACACCUUCCGUUCCCUCUGCACAGCUCUGAUCAGUGUCUGCUCUUUGCUCUUCAGCCUAGAUCUAAGAGCUACAAGGCCUUCUUUGCCAAGGUUUUGCCAGUGUGGAAAGAUCCAGAAGCUGGAUUUGGCUUGCAGCUGUUGGACCAAGAACAGCUGUCCUUGAACCAAAGAAACAUGCACACCAGAGUCCAGAAGCUACAUGACAGCCAGGAGCCGCCCGUUGCUAAGCGCAGAGACAACCUCAAGACUUCACACUCCAAGCUGCCAGAGCAGGAAAUGUUUCUUCAGCACUUUGCUUUGAGCAGCAUCGGCCAGGAGCCCAUUCUCUACGACCACCUGGAGGCGCUGUUCCCCUCUGCAGAGCUCACUAAACAAGCCCAUGAGAAGGGAGACAAGGUUAUGAUUAACAUCAUCACCGGACUGCCAGGAAGCCAUAAGAACAUCCUUUCUUACUUCUUAGUGGACCAAACCAAAGAAGAUGGAAUGUGGGUGGUGUAUGAACCCGACAGCUUCUCAACCUCACACCUCCAGCAGUAUUUGUCGAGCUUCCUAGAGAGCCGAAGAGGACGAGGCAAGCCUCGCCUGUUGCUGCUCACACCCGGAUACACAGACGUUCUGGAUGUGGUCCAGGCUGUGCUGUUCCACCCAGAUGCGGCCGUCCGGGCUCGUUUCGCCGUCGGUGCCGUCACAGCCUGUGUGAACCCGCUGGCGUCUUGUAUGGAACACUGGUUUGCUUUUCCCAAGCUGUUGGAACAGUGCAGUCAAGGUAUUGUGAGUACAGUGGUGUUCACUGGGCUGACAGCAGAGCAGAAGCACCCUCUCAUGCAGCAUGUUCAGCAGUUGGUACGCUCCGCUAACCCCACCGCUGCCUUCAUACCGGCGGAGAGAGGAGCUGUCACCAGGGACGAAGAUGUGAGCCUGAUACUGUCUGAGAGCAGCUUCGGCGAGCCGCAGAUGCUGAGAGCGCGCUACGUCCUCUACCCUGGAUGGUGCAAAGGACGCUUCUUCUCUGGCUCAGGGACAGUGAGCGUCGCCCAGCAGCGUGUGGCUUUCAGCCGACCCCUAGAGAGGCCUCUGUUUGUCACCCGCUGUAAAGCAAUCAAGUCGUCAUUAAAGUCGAGUCCAUUCAGAGGAAAUGUUUACAACAUUUGGGGGAAAGUCACAUUUUCAGACUCGGCUGGAUUGAUGGAUGUGCGCUUCAAUGCGGUUAGCGGGAGCCUGACCAUCAUCCCGGACAAGACCCCACUCCACAAAGAGACCAGAACCUCCUGCUACCUGACCUUCGACGGGGUUGGUCUCAUCCAGGACGAGCUGAAGGCCUGGUUGAGACUCUGUACCAAACAGAAGCAGGCCAAGAAAACAAAGAAGACUCCAAACACCCUGUCGACACAAGAAAUCCAGAGCAUACACGUGGCCCGACACUUGGAUCCACUGCCACCAGGUUAUUUCUACAAUGGCUAUCAAUACGUCGACAUCUUCGGAGAAAAAAGGAGCUUCCAUCCCAACAUGGAAGAGUUCAUUAAAGAAUACAUCUCUGAGGCCAACGAAGAGAUCGAGCAGUUCAACCGUCAGCUGGAGCUGCAAGAGGAGCCUGACUUGUUUGGCCCAUGAUAGAGUCUGUGUUUGAUUGCGUCGCCUGUUGGUGGGUGGGGCGGGGCAGACACACAGCACCAGUUAAAUAGUUUUCAAUGAGUAAUCCCAGUCAGAAGGUGCCGCUUCCUCGGAUUCUUUCCACUUGUCUGCUAACAUCGUCACUUUUUUUCUUUUUUUCUUCGAGUGGCCUCCAGUCCGUCAUGUGAGGCAGCGACCGCCUGCCUCGCACCAAGCUCUGAACGAAACAGCAAGUUGUUGCCAUUCGAAUCGAAAUACAGACGGAUCCGAAACCAAAACACGGCCUUAAACUCGACAUGAUUACGGCACAAAACCUGCGAGCUAUGGCACUUUCACAACCGAAGGGGGAUUUUCAAUCACACACUCUCACAGCUUGAGCAUUUCUGUUUGUCACAGUCGGUGAAUUAAUGCGUCUAUUUCUGGGUUGGCUUGAAUAGCCGUAUGAUCCUGGUAGGCUCCCUGGUGGGGUUUCUCAAGAAUCGCUCCUCCUCUGUUGUCACCCAAUCCGCCGUCCACCUGUUAGCUUGUUCGCGAGCCACGCUGGAGCAGAGGGAGCGUUUGGUCGCGGAGUGGUAAACAAUAGAAAGCCCAACGGCUCAACACCGCUGUUUGUCACGUCUCCACAAGCCAUCCCCGGCUUUAUUUAAAAAAAACAACAAAAAAACAAACACCCCUCGAGGAGAUUCUAAUUGUACAGUACUUUAAAUUAAUUAAGAGUCUAAAACGAGAUUUAGUCAUUUUAUGCCAGCUGUAAGCUGUCAAAAACAUAUGGAGUCACACAGAUGACAUUUCCACUUGACAUAUUUACUUUGUAAACACCUCAGCCAGUUUAUUAAAGCGUUCUUUCAAAUAGGAGAGAGAGAUCAUUGGUGCUUUUUCAGAAUUCUUCUUAAGGCUGCAGUAUGUAACUUUUAAAAACAUUAUGUUUUUUUUUUUAUUUUACAUAUUUGUUAAGCCUGUCAGUAUGUCAUGACAGUACAAAAUGAGACAGAAAAACCUGAGCUCCUCUGCCUACUUCCUGUGGUUCUUCUGCCAUCUGCAGAAAUAAACUGCUCUAGGUUAGAAGCAACCAAUCGAAGCAGGAAGGAGGGGCUCAGUGCAGUCAAUCACGCUUGUGUACUAAUGGUGGAAAAACAACUAAACUUUACAGGAAAACGGUUUCUAUUUUGCUAGAAUUCAUGGCAGGUUGAGUUGUGGGGGUACUAGCUGUAGCAUAGCAAAGAGCAAGGAAGAAAGUGUGAGCAGCGCAUUCACAAGGGUGAUUGACAGCGGUAAGACCCUGCUCCUGGUUUUGACUGGUUGUUUUUGACCAAGCAGUUUAUUUCAGCAGAUGGCAGUAGGACCACAGGGUGAAGACAGAGGAGCUUGAAUCCCCCCCCCCCCCCCCCCCCCACAGAUUUUCUGUCUUAUGUUAUGCUGUCAUGGUGACUGUUUUCACAAAUAUAUACUAUUUCUAAAAAGAAAAUACUGCAAAAAUUGUCUUCACAUUACAUUGGUGUCAACAUAUUUGGGCAAAACCUUGAUUUAUGUUCAUGAAUGGUUAGUGUUAGAUACGCAUUAGUGGAGCACAUAGUUAAAGGCUUAGUCACAAAGAUUUGGACUUGACGUCCUUUUUAAGUGAGUUGCUUUGCUGCUGUUUGCUCUGUGAUUGAAUACCAUGUUGAUGUUACAUCCAUGUCUUUGAAAUUGAAGAAUUUCCAAACCUGUGUUUUGCUGGUCCUGCACAGGUUUUGGACUUCUACAACUUUUGAGAAAAUGGGCAUAAUGAGCGCAGAUUUCACUCGUAAACAUGUGCUGGUAUUUGUGUGGCCGCAUAGUAACAUAGUGUAGACACUCUUGAAUGAUAAACUCUAAAACUCGAUUUCCAGACCCAUUUUUAAAUAUGUCGAGUAGGAAUCUUCCAAGUAAAGAUGCACCAUUCAGAAAUUCGACUGUUUGUUGUUGAUCUCCGGGUUUUUGAAAACUUUGACCUGCUGAUACGGCAUUAGGCUAACAGCAAUUUCUCUUUAACCGCGAUGAUAUGAGAUGGUGGAACAAUAUAAAAAAGCUGUUACUGUUAGCCUUCCUCACAUAAGCAGACUUCAGAAAUAUAUCAAGACCAACACAAAAUAAUGAUUGCGUUGACAUUUUGACCUUGGUUAUUUUGGCGAUUAGUGUGAUUUACAUGGCUGACAUUGUGAAAACGUCAAGAGCGUGUUGAGUCCUUCAGAUUCUGACCUUAAGCCUUAAGGACGUUUUUAUCGAUAAGUCUAUCAACAUUUAAACAGUUUUAAAGCACAAAAGUUCUUUGUUGUUCUGUUCAGCCUUCCCGUUAUCUGUUGAGCCUCUUGCUCUCUCACAGACUGAACAAACAACCCAAAUGUUAGCAAGCUGUAAGAAAUACAGUCCCUUUAAACUAACUUUUUUUUUUACAUUAAUUUGACUUUAAGACUUCACAGUUAGUGAAAAUACUGUAGGUAACUUUAACCCUUCUCCACUCAGUAACAGCAUCCACUCUGAGCAGUACUAACAGUACAUCUAUCACUAACUGGGAAAAGAUUCUUGAGUCUAACAGAUCACGAUCAACUACCGAUUUCUCGGUGCAUCUCUGCGUCCGAUAGCAUCGGAAGAUUUAAAGGCAUACAUUCAAAAUGGGGUUAGCAAUGUAAUAAGCAGACUGCACCUUUUCGUCAGGUGGCUAAUAAAAGCAGCCUCGGGACGUCAAGUUAGAUUAAAUUACGUCUUCCACUGCGAAAUGAUAUCAUUUGGUGAAGCUUUCGUACAAAUGUGUAUGUAAACCUGUCAACUGAGCAAAACGUUAUUAAUAUCGCAAGCUAAAAGUCCACGUGACCCUGCUGGCCCCAUGAUUUCUCUCCUUAAAGUGCACUCUGGUCUGUAGAAGCCAUAUCCUUUCAUUCUAGUGGUGCUCCAGUCCUUGUGUCAAGUUAUGUAGACUACAGAAAAGCAGCUAAACUUCACCAUUAUCUACCAAAAAUUCACAUGGAGAGGAGCUCGUUUCAUAUUUCUUCUCUUAACUAUCCUCUACUUGAUAAAAGUGCAAUUCCUCAGUGUGUUUCUAUAUGCCCUCCUCAGACGCCUCUUUAAGGACGAAGAUGAAACAAAUGAGCUGCUGAAUUCUCCAGCUCCCUUCGGCUGGUUUUCUGUUCUUUGCUGCCGCCACUGCUCACGUGGCAAAAUCGAGGGCUUUGUUGCAAUUAAAUACCACUGGGGGGAAAAAAAACAAAACAAAAAGUAUUACCUCAGCUCACAACGGAUGGGACAAAAUUCCAACAGAUUACGGAGCUAUAUCAGAAAUGGUACAGGAUUAUGUAGAACCUUAAUCCUUUGGUGACAAAAGGAUAACUUGCGUUUCAGCUGGAUCCCCGCUUGAACGUUUCAACGGUGCACUCCGUGAGGCUGUCUGUUUUGAGCAACAGUUGUCAUAGUUGUGAGCUUAUGUAAUACUGCAGAGAGUUACCUUGAUUGACAGCGAGGUGGUUGGGAGGCAGAUGCAUGGGAAACCGUUGGCAGACCUUUGAACCCGGCUGUGGAUCAAACGGUAGGGAGCCCGAGACCCCAGUCAGUCCUUAAAGAGACGGGGGUUCUGCUACACGUUAGUGAUAUUUAAACAACAUUUCCACUAACGGAUAUAUAGACUCAUUUAUACAUGAGUACUAUCACAACUCUUGUGUGUAGAUUUGCAUGUCGAGAUGUCAUUUGAAUAUUACAAUACAUAUAUUCAGAUUUUGGUUUGUUUUUUUUUAAAAUGCCUUUCACCAAACCGGUACAAUGAAGCAAAAAAAAAAAAAAAAUCACGUUUAUUUUACAUAUCUGC